Molecule: messenger RNA, 1719 nt
Organism: Uncinocarpus reesii 1704
Lineage: Eukaryota; Fungi; Ascomycota; Eurotiomycetes; Onygenales; Onygenaceae
Exons: 10
Coding region: 1-1719 (572 amino acids)
Biological process (GO): transmembrane transport
Cellular component (GO): membrane
Molecular function (GO): transmembrane transporter activity
Source: RefSeq, a predicted model, not a curated record
AUGGCUCCCCGUGAUGGAGAGAUGAUCUCCACCCCUCCCGUGGUGGAGGCAGAUGUCGAUGAAGUCGUUGCCGACCAGAGCGAAGUUGGCAGCGAUGAUGCUCUACUGGAGUCACUGGGAUAUAAACCAGUUCUUCAUCGAACAUAUUCCUUGCUAGAAAGCUUCUCAACGACCUUCUCCGCCCUCUACUUUGUCGGAGGUGUACGGGUCACUUUCAGCACUGGAAUCGCUGCAGGCGGUAACCUGGCAUAUUGGAUAAACUACUUAAUUACAGCAGUCUUCACAUUUAUCACCGCAGCAGUCAUCGCAGAGAUAUGCUCUUCACUGCCGUCAGCUGGUUCAAUUUACCUUUGGGCCGCCGAAGCUGGUGGGCCGAAAUAUGGUCGCCUGUUAGGUUUUGUCGUUGCAUGGUGGAGUACAACCGCAUGGACGACGUUCUGUGCAAGUAACACUCAAUCGGCCGUCAACUAUAUGCUUGCUGUAUGUUCAAUCCCCCAGGAGAUAAAUCACCGCGACAAAGGCGGAAAGACAGGAUUAACAAGUGUCCUACAGGAGUUCACCGUUUUUGACGUCGAUUUUCCUAAGAAUGUGGAUAGUAUCAAAUUCCGAGCGGUGCAGUGGAUUUGCACCGAAGUUCUGCUUGGGUUGGCCACGAUAGUGAAUUUCCUUCCUCCGAAAUAUUUCAGGUGGAUUUUCUAUCUUUCUUCGUCUUUUGUUCUGCUAGACUUCCUCUUAAACGUCAUCUGGCUCCCCAUCGGGGCUCAUAACACGUGGGGCUUCCGCACUGCUCACGAAGCCUUUCUGGAGACAUAUAACGGCACCGGCGCCCCAGCAGGUUGGAACUGGUGUCUGUCCUUCCUCGCCACUGCGGGUAUUCUCAUCGGCUUUGAUGCUUCCGGCCACAUCGCCGAGGAGACCAAGAAUGCGUCACUGACAGCUGCGAGGGGAAUAUUUUGGAGCACGGUAGUGAGCGGCCUUGGAGCUGGAGUGACGAUUGUACUUUUCUUAUUCUGUGCUCCGGACCCUGAGACACUAUUCUCGUUUGGAUCACCACAGCCGUUCGUGCCUCUGUACGCAAUCGUGCUCGGCAAACGAGCCCAUCUGGUCAUGAACGUGAUAUGCGUCAUAGCUUAUUGGUUUAAUACCACCAUCGCCAUCGUUGCAGCCUCCCGUCUCGUCUUCGCCGUCGCUCGUGACGGUGUCCUUCCAUUUUCAGGCUGGGUUUCCCGAGUCUCGCCCAACGGACAACCGCACAACGCCAUCCUUGUGGUGUGGGGUGUGGCUGCCGUCGUGACAUGCACCAUCCUCCCGUCCACCGUGGCGUUUACCUCCCUCGUCUCCGCCGCUGGGGUCCCCUCCGCUGCGGCAUACGGUCUGAUCUGCUUGGGUCGGGUGUUCCUCACACCAAAGAAAUUUCCCAAGGCACGCUGGAGCCUGGGGCGGUUGAGUCGGCCAUUUCAGAUUAUCGGCAUCUUCUGGAACGCGUGGGUGGUGGCUGUUUUGUUUUCACCGUAUCAGUUCCCUGUUACGGGGGAGAACCUAAACUAUGCACCCAUCAUCUUGUCCGGGGUGACUAUCCUGGCUCUGGUGUCGUAUUGGAUUAUCCCGGAGGAGAAGUGGUUCCCGAAUGCACGAAUCACGAAAUUCGUAGAACAGGAGCCGGCACCGGCCAUGCAACAAACGCAAACAUCCCCGGGUAAGUCGGGCAGUUUGAAAUGA